Messenger RNA from Rhododendron vialii, 1254 nucleotides. Its product is annotated as transcription factor bHLH118-like. Gene Ontology annotation, molecular function: DNA-binding transcription factor activity, RNA polymerase II-specific; protein dimerization activity; RNA polymerase II transcription regulatory region sequence-specific DNA binding. Gene Ontology annotation, cellular component: RNA polymerase II transcription regulator complex. Bases 230 to 961 code for a protein of 243 amino acids. The record is from RefSeq and is a predicted model, not a curated record. Lineage: Eukaryota; Viridiplantae; Streptophyta; Magnoliopsida; Ericales; Ericaceae. The transcript is spliced from 3 exons. Gene Ontology annotation, biological process: regulation of transcription by RNA polymerase II.
GGUUGCAGUUGGACAGAAGCACGAUAGGCAAAAUCCUUUCAUAUUAAUAAUGCCUCGUUAGGUGAUCAUUUUUCUAACUCCCCAUACGACUUAAUUACUCGUUUUAGUGUCUCAAGAAACUUAAAAGGGAAUCUCUUCAUCCUCAUAAACCCUAAUCAACUCUUCUCCUUCCUCCAUAAAAGAAAGCUUCAGCCUGAAGCUUGAACUCUUUUCAUCUCUCGAAAAGACAAUGUUUCAGAUCAAUUUUGCUCCCAUCAGAGAAGAUGAAAUCGAGCAAGAUCUAGCCAUGGGUAAUGCUGUAGUGGAGAGCAGUAAUUUAGCCCCCAAUAACGUCGGGAAAAGGGGGAAAAGGCAGCAGAAUCCGCCGGCCACACAACCGGCCAGCGACAACGAUGGCAGUGGUAAGGGAAAUAAAGAGACGAGAGUGAUGCCUAGAGAUAUCGAAAGGCAAAGAAGGCAAGGAAUGGCUAAUCUUUUUGCAUCCAUGCGAUCUCUACUGCCUCUUGAAUAUAUCAAGGGAAGGCGGUCGGCAUCAGAUCAAAUGCAUGAGGCUGUGAAUUACAUAAAUCACCUGAAAGACAAUGUCAAAGAACUGGAAAUCAAGAGAGACAACCUAAAGAAGUUGUCCGAUUCCGCGAGUGGAUUAAGAAGCUCCGCCAAUAAUAUUAAUGGCAUGCAAAGUAGUAGUGCCACCGUCACGGUCAACCAAUGCCGCGGUGGUGGUGUGGAGGUAUUGAUCGGCAGUUGUGGCUUUGCAGAGGAAGGAGGGUUGCCCCUAUCAAAAGUACUGGGAGUGCUAGUUGAACAAGGGCUUGAUGUUGUUAGCUAUAUUUCCAGUGACGUUGAGGGAGGGCUAUUUCACACAAUUAGAUGCGAGGUGAGUGAUCUGAUGUAUAUAGACCUAUUUGAGCUGCAACAGAAAAUGUCUGGCGUGAUUAAUGGCGGGCAGAAUCUCCAGUAAUGAAUCUUCACAGCUAGCAAAGUUGCUCUAAAUGGUAUUAAAUUUUAGCUACUAGCUGCCUCAAUGAUCGUUAAUUUCCCGUCAUCUUAAACAUCGAAGGGAUGAAAAUCAUGUGGUUGAAAUUUUAUUUUUAUGCAACCAAGCUUCAUGCAAUGUUGAUUUGAUUUUUUGUGGUUCCAAUAUCGAUCGGUCUCUGAGCAACUGCAUGCAAUGGAAAAUGAAAGUCUUUGUAUGCUUGGAAAAUCCUCUCUUUAAUUUGGCAGUAAUAAGUAUUUCUGGGGCACUUAGUAGAC